AUGUCAUUAACGGAUCGGGUCAACUUUAGGACACGAGUCCUAACCCGCCAUCUCAAUAACCACCAAAACCCCACCACCGAACUCCUACAAACUGCCGUAUGUGUCUGCUACUCUCCACCGGAACUGUCUGAACCGCCGUUUAGUUUCGAUACCAAGUCCCUCCGUAAACUCCUACAUGGCCAGAACAUUGCUGAAAUCGACAAUGUGUUCAAUCCGAUGAUGCGGAGCAACCUGUUUUGCCCAAGAGAAAGAGGAGGCAAACAUGCUACACACACAGUAGCCUUCUCACAGCUUGAAAUUAAUGGUGUGAAUCAUGGAGUGCAUGCUUUUAUAGCUCAAAUCAGGGACUCGGAUGGAAAUAUAUGUCCAAAUGUUCGUAUUGCAGAUUGUGGCCAUAAAAUUGGUUUGAAUGGUGUUGACAGCGGUCGAAUCUGGUUCGACAAUCUACGCAUACCAAGAGAAAACUUGUUGAAUUCGGUUGCUGACGUGUCACCUGAUGGGCAAUAUUUAAGUGCAAUAAAAGAUCCAGAUCAGCGAUUUGGAGCCUUUAUGGCCCCAUUAACAACUAGCCGGAUACCUAUUGCCGUUGUUGCAAUGAACGCCACAAAGGUGCUACAAACUACACACUACCAAACCUAG
Lactuca saligna is the source of this 639-nucleotide messenger RNA. The record is from the annotation of a GenBank genome assembly. Lineage: Eukaryota; Viridiplantae; Streptophyta; Magnoliopsida; Asterales; Asteraceae.